Messenger RNA from Trichoderma virens Gv29-8, 828 nucleotides. RefSeq lists its product as uncharacterized. The transcript has a single exon. Lineage: Eukaryota; Fungi; Ascomycota; Sordariomycetes; Hypocreales; Hypocreaceae. The coding region runs from base 1 to 828 and encodes 275 amino acids. The record is from RefSeq and is a predicted model, not a curated record.
AUGGAUCAUUUUAUCCCAUUCCCGUAUAUGGGAACAAAACGAAAGGCUACCACGUCCAUGGCUGUACAAGAAAAGAAGCUGAAGACGUCUUGCGCCGCCCCUGUCGCCGCCGCCCCUGAAGUUCACGAUGAGAAUGAAGACGAUGACAACGGCGACGAUGACGACGAUGACGACGACGAAGACGAGUUUGAGUAUGAAGAAGACAGUAGUGACACGGAGCAUCGGGCCCAGCGCAGUGAUAAUCGACCGCUGUGUAGUCGACAAACUUGCACUCAUGAUUCCAACCGCGCAAGGCUUGAAUCUAUCCAAAUCAGGUCACUGAGAGAAAAAAUCGCCCAGUUACAAACCGAGCUCUACGCCGAAAAGAAAGGAAGGUUGGACCUACUGGUCAUCGUCGAGGGACUCCAAAAAGAAGUUCGUCGACUCGCCAUUGAGCGUGUCAACGACAAGAAAGAAGUCAUGAGAUCAAUUGAGCUCAACAAUGCAGCGAUCAACGAACUAAAGGACAACUUCGAAGCUGUUGAGGAAGACAUCGAGGUCAUCAAGGAAGAUGUUGAUCUCAAUAAAGUAGCAAUCGAUGUCAACAAGACAUCCCUUGAGAGAGUCGAACUCCAUAACAGCAGUCUGGAGCACAGGCUGAGGAGACAGGAGACCGACCUAUCGACGUUUUUUGAGCUCAGAAAGGGAAUUUUUGAGGAUGAUGGAAAUUUUUUUGACGGUGAUGGGAAUGUUCUUGAUGAUGAUGGGAAUGUUCUUGACGAUGAUGGGAUUGUUCUUGACGACGAUGGGAUUGUUCUUGACGAUGAGGGAAUUGUUCUUGAGGGCUAA